This is a messenger RNA of Xiphias gladius (swordfish), 5639 nucleotides long. RefSeq names its product ribosomal protein S6 kinase, polypeptide 5 (gene rps6ka5). Gene Ontology annotation, biological process: intracellular signal transduction; protein autophosphorylation; regulation of DNA-templated transcription. The record is from RefSeq and is a predicted model, not a curated record. Gene Ontology annotation, molecular function: calmodulin binding; magnesium ion binding; calcium/calmodulin-dependent protein kinase activity. NCBI's taxonomy places the organism in Eukaryota, Metazoa, Chordata, Actinopteri, Istiophoriformes, Xiphiidae. The coding region runs from base 5 to 2596 and encodes 863 amino acids. The transcript has 18 exons. Gene Ontology annotation, cellular component: cytoplasm; nucleus.
CGGAAUGCCUGGUUGCGAAGGUAGUGGUAGUGGUGGUGUGCUGGAAGGAGCAAGUGUUUCCUUUGGGUUUACUGGCUGCCAGACCUGGGUAUGCAUGUUCCUUUUGCAAACUAGCUUGCGAGGUGAGCCUAACCCUGUCCGAAAAGCAUCUUUGAAGCACGAAUUUACGAUGCCAUCCCCGAUGGAGGGAUCUUCCAGAGAAGGUGACCUGUUUACAGUGAAACAUGAGCUGAAAAAUGCCAACUUGACGGGCCAUGAGGAGAGGGUGGGCAUUGAAAACUUUGAGUUAUUAAAGGUGCUGGGCACAGGAGCAUACGGCAAGGUGUUCCUGGUGAGGAAAGUGAGUGGUCAUGAUGCAGGAAAGCUGUAUGCCAUGAAGGUUUUGAAGAAAGCCACUAUUGUUCAAAAGGCAAAGACUGCUGAACACACACGAACAGAGCGGCAAGUGCUGGAGCACAUCCGCCAGUCUCCAUUCCUUGUCACACUUCACUAUGCCUUCCAGACGGAUACCAAGCUGCACCUCAUUCUCGAUUAUGUAAAUGGUGGGGAGCUCUUCACACAUUUGGUCCAAAGGGUGCGAUUUAAGGAGCAAGAAGUAGCCCUGUAUAGUGGAGAGAUUGUGUUGGCACUGGAGCAUCUACACAAGCUUGGGAUCGUCUAUCGGGACCUGAAACUUGAGAAUAUUCUACUGGAUUCAAAUGGACAUAUAGUUCUCACAGAUUUUGGCCUCAGUAAGGAAUUUGAUCAGGUGGAAAGGGCUUUCUCUGUCUGUGGCACCAUUGAAUACAUGGCUCCCGAGAUUGUGGAGGGAGGAGAGUCUGGACAUGACAAGGCAGUGGACUGGUGGAGCCUCGGCGUGUUGAUGUACGAGCUUUUGACUGGCGGAUCACCCUUCACAGUUGAUGGAGAUGAGAACUCGCACACAGACAUUGCCAAGAGGAUUUUAAAGAAGGAUCCUCCUUUUCCCAAAGAUAUAGGACCACUGGCCAAAGACCUCAUCCAGCGACUCCUCAUCAAAGAUCCAAAAAAGAGAUUAGGCUCAGGUCCUAAUGGAGCAGAGAAUGUAAAGAAACACCCUUUUUACCAGAAAAUUAACUGGGAAGACUUGGCAGCUAAGAAGGUGCCUGCUCCAUUUAAGCCGGUGAUUCGGGAUGAGCUGGAUGUCAGCAACUUUGCAGACGAGUUCACAGAGAUGGACCCCACCUACUCCCCUGCAGCUCUGCCUCAGAACUGUGACCGCAUCUUCCAGGGUUACUCUUUCAUGGCCCCCUCCAUCCUGUUCAAGAGGAAUGUGGUGAUGGAUGACCCUGGCCAGCUGUGUGGGGGCUCUGAGAGGCCCGGCUCUGCCGCGGUGGCCCGCAGCGCCAUGAUGAAGGACUCACCCUUCUAUAUGAGUUAUGAGUUGGACUUGAAGGACAGUGCUCUGGGAGAGGGUAGCUUCUCCAUCUGCAGACGGUGCACAUACAAGAAGACUGGACAGAAAUACGCUGUCAAAAUUGUCAGCAAGAGGAUGGAAGCACAGACUCAGCGGGAAAUAGCAGCCCUGAAGCUCUGUGAUGGCCACCCUAACAUUGUCAAGUUACAUGAAAUUUACCACGACCAGCUCCACACGUACCUGGUUCUGGAGCUGCUUGGUGGGGGUGAGCUGUUGGAGAGGAUCCGCAGAAAGCAACAUUUCAGUGAAACGGAGGCCAGCCGCAUCAUGCGCAAACUGGUGUCCGCCGUCAGUCACAUGCAUGACGUAGGAGUGGUUCACAGGGACCUUAAACCGGAGAACCUGCUCUUCACAGACGAGAGUGAGAACUCUGAGAUAAAAAUCAUAGACUUUGGCUUUGCUCGCCUCAAACCACCAGACAAUCAGCUCCUGAAGACUCCCUGCUUCACCCUGCAGUAUGCUGCACCAGAGAUACUCAAAUAUGACGGCUACGAUGAGUCCUGUGACCUGUGGAGUCUGGGGGUCAUUCUGUACACCAUGCUGUCUGGCCAGGUGCCUUUUCAGUGUCAGGAGAAGAGCCUGACCCACACCACUGCUGAGGAAAUUAUGAAGAAAAUCAAACAGGGGGACUUCUCUUUUGAGGGAGAGGCCUGGAGAAACGUGUCGCAGCAGGCCAAGGACCUGAUACGAGAGCUGCUUACGGUGGACCCAAAUAAGAGGAUUAAAAUGUGUGGUCUCCGUUACAAUGCCUGGCUCCAGGACGACAGCCAGCUGUCCUCCAACCCACUCAUGACCCCAGACAUUCUCGGAUCCUCCACUGCCUCCGUCCACACUUGCGUCAAAGCUACCUUUAAUGCAUUUAAUAAAUGUAAGCGGGAAGGUUUUCGCCUGCAGACGGUGGACAAGGCGCCACUAGCCAAGAGGAGGAAGAUGAAAAAGACGAGUACCAGCACAGAGACCCGCAGCAGUUCCAGUGAGAGCACCCAUUCCUCGUCGUCCUCCUCCCAGUCUCAGGAGAAGACUUUUCCCGAGGGCGACGCCCACCCACAGCCCUCCAACAGUACUCCUCUCACCACCCCUGUCAACACACCUGUGGCCCUGGGAAUGGACUCUGAGCACCAACCAGUGCCUCAGGCUUUUCACUUCUCAGAGGGACAGUGAUACAGCGAGGGCAAAAGGGAAAUUCAGACGGUUUCAUGAACAGCAGGAAGGCUCAGACCGGUGUGGAGACAUCUCUCUUCUCUUUUUCUCUGUCCUUUGCAGCUCAUUGCCACUGGCUCAAUUGCAUGGACAUCUGCACGUCUCCAAAACCAAGCAUGCAGCAGGAUCAGCAACCAUCACCUCAAUAUCAGUGAAUCAAUCAAUCAAUCAAUCAAUCAUUCAAUCAAUCCUCACUAGCAAUAGCCUAUCCCUUUCUUUCUCUUUCACUUUCACACACAGACUUUAUCAAUCAGGGACUGGACCAGGAAGAAGUUGUCGCCGGUGUCCAAAAUGAAAAGGGCUGCCCUACUGCCGCAGGUCCAGACAGACAAUGGAGAGAGACACCUUCAGUCUUGGGCAUAAAAUCACAGCUCUGUCCGCUCCAUUCAGCUGUCUUUGUCGAUGCCUCCAGAGGUUUUAAAGGGAAAGUCGUAGUGUUUACACCAUGGAUGCUUUGUAUUUUUUUGUCAGAGGGAAAGAAGAAAUGCAACGUGCUGCAGCGUAACGUAACGUGGGUCCACUUCUCUUUUCUGGGAAGUCUCUGCAAGAUGGAGCAGGGUAUUUAUAUGUGAAUUUUACAGACUGAAAUAUAUUUAUGAUAAGCUAUAUUGUUAACUUAUUUAUGGUUCAGACCAAUCUGAAAAGGAAUAAUGGAUACAGUGAGUCUUUUAAAAAAGAUAUUUUGUGUACAUGUGUAUGUUAUUCCCUAUCAGCUCAAGAGACUGUUUCCAUGUAGUCGGAUGGUUGUUCAUAUCUCUUUUUAAUCUUCAGACAUCAAUGCUUCUACUCGGUACUUCAGACACAGUUAUGUAGACAUUGUAAGAUUAUUAUAGGAAGAGAUUAACACCAUUAGCCACUGGUCAAUGGUUUUAAACUAGUUUAUUGAAUUAAUGUAACAGACUUUUGAAAUUAUUUAUGGAGCCUGGUGAAUUUGGGGGUUCAACUGCAGCUUUGUCCAGUGGUCAAAAAAGCCAAUUUCCUUACAUAUAAGGAUUAAAGAAGCAAAAGUGUAAACAUCUUUUUUGUAGAAACAACCAAAUGUGGAUGUAGUAUGUUCAGCCAAGUCUAUGGUUUAUUGUUGUGUGGGGAAUACUGCUGCCUGAGGGGAUGUGACCCUACAAGAAGAAUUAUUUUUGCCUCUGAUGUGGGAGUAGGACUACUUCAAGUCUCAGCACUGCCGCUGUUCCUGAUCUGAUCCUCAAGUCAGUGUUUAGCCCAGCAGUGGAUUUGCCCUUCUGUGGUAUCACACUUAAUUGUCUCAUUAUCACUACGACCAGUUGGAUUGAGCAGAAAUGCCCCAAAUGGAAAAUUCAGAUCGGCUUAGUGCGAGGUGAAUGUGUCAAGGAGUCUGAGGUUGGGUUUUCUGAGACCCAAGAUGCCAAAGGUCAGGUUCAAGAGGCUUCCUUUUCAGAUAAAAGAAGAUAAAAAAUUUCAGAAAAGGAAAGGUUCAUGUGCCAAAAAAUUCAGUUAGAUGAGGUAAGGGUCAGGUUUGAGCCUAUGAGUUUAAGGGUGGUUAUACAUUAGGACAUUUUAAGGGAAUAAAAAGUUGUCCCUUGUGUCACUGCCCUAAGUCUUAAAACUACUUCAUAUAACAUAUACCCGUCAUGAAAACAUCAAGUUUCUGAGGACAGUCCUAAGAAAAAAAGAAAAGAAAAGAAAAAAAACCCUCCUUUAACUUUCAACAACAUCGUCCCUUGCUCUAUUUACCAUGUUGUACUGCAUGACUGAAAUCGUGAUCUUUGCACUGUGUGACAGUUUUCACUUUGAGGCAGAUAUCUGGUUAGUAUUACAUCCCCAGUGCAUGAUGUGAACUGCAACAUCAGCCUCUUCUUUUUUUUUUUUUUUUUUUUUUAAAGGAGAUUCAUACUUGAUUUAUUGUGAGUUUGUUUACUUGCACAUUUGAAUAUCCCCGAUUAAAUUCGGGACUCUGAAGUUUUACUGUUUGAAGUGUGAUAGAUGUAAACACCAAAACCCCUUUUACAAUAGCCUGAAUACUGUAAUGUCCCAAUGUUACAAAACUGUUGUUAGCCAGGUAGUUAGGUGAUUAAAAUGCCAUGCUCUGUUAAUUGUUUUUUGCAAGUAUGUGUUAGUCUGUAUCCAUGGUAAUAGUUGAAAUACUGUAUUCUGUUGUACAGGGGUAUUUGUGAUCAGUAUAUGAAGCUGCCUAGAAACAGUUUCUCCUGCUCAGCUAGGAUACAAAUUCUUUGUUGGACUACUGUUUGCAUUAACCCCCCCCCCAUCUUCUUCCAUUUUAAUGCACUCUGAAUCUGAACCAAAGCAUUAACUUCAAGGUAGCUGCUCUGAGCUGCAUGAGAUAUUUCCUUUCAUGCAAAUAUGCAACGAAAUGCUUCAUAUAUCAUGGUUUCUGUUUGUUUUGUCCAACUGGUGAAAUAUUUUAUAUGUUUCUAGCAAAUAUAAUUUUGUAACAGUGUGUUUCUUCAUAUAAUAUCUAUAUCCAGCACAUCAUCAUGCUUAAAACUAAUAUUCUCUUUUCACUGUUGUGUUGCUUUUGCCAUUUCAAAAUGACCUCACCAGAUGGGUUCAAACAUAGUGCUAAAAGGGCGUAACACGAUGUACGUAUACUGUACUUUUACUCCAAUAGCAUCAGCCACAAUGGAAAUAGCAAAGUAGGAUCCAUUGCCCGUAUGAAAAGCUGGAAUUCUUGGAGCUAAACACUACAAAGCUCUUGUCUAACUAAGUUCGCAUGAGUUCCCCCGUUGCUGCCUCAUUAAGCCUCUUUUCUUAUGUUGGGGUGUAUUAAUAGCUCAAGUGGAGGAAGAGGAAGAGUGUCCUAUAUUGAGCUCCCCUCUGGGAGCCAGGCUCUUUUCGCUGAUGUGCUGCAGUGCUGUUUGUUCCAAAGAAAAUACCGUGGUCCGCUCGCUGCCACUGUAGGACCCAGCUCACUUUCUUUGUAGGGAAACUACCAGUAUAUCACAGGAAAGGGUUGGUUCAGUUCCAGCAUCUAUUGGGGCUGAUUUUCAAACUAGCCCCCGCCUGCCCACCC